This is a messenger RNA of Bursaphelenchus okinawaensis, 231 nucleotides long. The record is from the annotation of a GenBank genome assembly. Lineage: Eukaryota; Metazoa; Nematoda; Chromadorea; Rhabditida; Aphelenchoididae.
AUGAAAGCUAUGUCAAUGGCCAGUAUCAUCACAAAAGAAAUCAAGUUCAAUGGCGGUGGACCAUACACGUACCGGCAAGUUGGCGAAUUCCAGCGCAAAUUCAACACUUCUGCUCAUCCGAAUCCAGAUGAACUCCCAAGCUACGGCCAAUUAUUCAUGGUAGAAGCUGAUGAAGCAUGUGGCAUCAGAUACAAUAUUAUGAAGCAACUAAACAAAGGAAUUUGCUACUAG